AAGGUCCUCCCAAAGACAUACACACUUUGUCCCACAGUGCCCCCCACAGCGGGGGAAGGGAGGGAGGAGUCAGUCCCUGGGGAUAAAAAGUCUGCUCAGAGGAAGAGAAGAACACAUCAACAACAAAACCAGCAGAACUUUAAACGUCCUUCCAGGCUGCUGAUCAGCGUGGGCUUUUUGGAUCAGAAUGACUUCCCGUCUUUCGCUCCUUCUCUUCCUGUUGGCAUUGGCGCCAUCCAUCAUGGCGGCCACAGAACCAGCUGGCUGCAAGAUCCGCAUCACAGACAAAGGACUAAACAAGCUCAAGUUUGAGACGGAGAGGUUUGUGGAGGAGGAGCUGAGCAACAUCAGCAUUCCGGAGAUGAAGGGCGCUGAAGGACGCUUCCAGUACACCAUCACCGACGUGAAGAUAACGGAGCUGAACCUGAAUCACGCUGACCUCAGCUUCCUGCCCGACGUAGGCCUGCUCUUUGAUGUCCAGAACUCGUCCAUCACGCUGAGCUUCCACAGAGAGAUGCUCUACUGGUUCUUUUACGACACAGGAAACAUCAACGCUUCAGCCGACGGCGUCAACAUCAACACGGCACUCAAGCUGGUACGAGAUCAAGAUGGCCGACUGAAGAUCAGCAACAUUACCUGUGGUGCCAAAAUCCGCAGGAUGAGGGCAAAGUUCAGCGGAACGCUCGGGAAAGUUUACGACUUCCUGGCUAAGUUCCUCACCACCGGAAUGCGCUUUCUCCUCAACCAGAAGAUCUGUCCAGCUUUGGACCACGCGGCUCUGGUCCAUGUCAACUCCAUGUUAGAGACGAUCCCGGUGAGAACGGAGGUGGACAGCUACAUUGGGAUCGAUUAUUCCUUGAUGGAGGAUCCCGUGGUGACAUCUCGUAGCCUGGACAUGAACUUCCGAGGGAUGUUUUACAACCUGGCGGAGGAGAACGACACCUUGGUGAACUACGCAGCAGAACCUCUGAUUAGAGAAUACGACAGGAUGGUCUACUUGGCUCUUUCUGAUUUCUUCUUUGACAGCGGGUUGUUCUCUUACUACAAAGCCGGAAUCUUCCAGAUGGACAUCGUGAAUGAGAACAUGCCCAAAGAUCUGGAGGUGCUGCUGAGGACCACGUACUUUGGAAGCGUCAUGAUGCUGAACCCGUCGAUGAUGGACUCUCCCAUCUCUCUGCACCUGGCCGUCAAUUCACCUCCUAAAACCACCAUCAAGACAUCUGGGGCAACGGUUGCUAUGACAGCCAUCGUCAAGGUCAUGCUAAGGCCUGCAGGUCAAGCUCCUGUUCAGCUUAGCAGCAUGACCAUGGAAACAAAGUUUAACGCCAAAGUUUCGAUGAGGGGAAAACGUCUCGCUGUACAUGCUGAUCUACGCAGGUUCAAAAUCUUCUCCAACCAAUCAGCGCUGGAAUCUCUGGCGCUGAUUCCUCUGCAGGCUCCUCUGAAGACCAUGUUGCAGAUGUCUGUGGUUCCUCUGAUCAACAAUUGGACCAAGCGAGGCGUUCGGAUUCCUCUAGCGGAUGGGUUGGACUUCAUCGAGGAAGUGGUGGAAUAUCACAAUGGUUUCAUCGUCAUCGGAGCUAAUCUUCACUUCAGCAAAGGCCUGAGAGAAAUGGUGGGCGGGGCCACGACCAAUACCGACGAGGCACACUAAAGACAAUCACAUGUCAAUCACAUAUGUAAAUAUUUGUCUUGUGUACACUUAAUACACACUCUUUGUGGUG
Messenger RNA from Doryrhamphus excisus (bluestripe pipefish), 1724 nucleotides. It is a transcript of the gene pltp, whose product is annotated as phospholipid transfer protein. Gene Ontology annotation, molecular function: phosphatidic acid transfer activity; lipid binding; phosphatidylethanolamine transfer activity. Gene Ontology annotation, biological process: high-density lipoprotein particle remodeling; ceramide transport; phospholipid transport. Lineage: Eukaryota; Metazoa; Chordata; Actinopteri; Syngnathiformes; Syngnathidae. The record is from RefSeq and is a predicted model, not a curated record.